AUGCCGGAUCGGGAAGAGGUUCCGCGGAGCCGGUUAACCUCUUACCUGCCAGCCACUGUCUCCCCUUUCGGGGGGGAGGAGGGCAGAGGAGGAGGCAUUCGUUACUGUUACAUAACGGUUACCUGGAGCAUUGCACAUGUUCCCAAACCAGGGAUGCCUCUAGACCGCAGAUCCUGCAUGAUGUUACACACCAUAGUCAGUGUGCAGCGAGCUGGAGUGGCCAUAGGGGGCAGUGCUCUGAUUGCCACUGGAGGCCUCCUGAGGAUCUCAGCUAGGAAACAGGAUCCCUUGCGACCCCAAAGCCAAGUCCCCAAACGCAAACGCAAGGCCAAAAAGAAGCGCAAGAAUGACGUGGUGGUGGUGAAAGGCAAGCUCAAGCUGUGCUCCGUCUCAGGGCUCAUCGCCCUCUGUGGCAUCCUGGUACUGCUCGUGGGCAUUGCCUUGGCUGUGGUGGGCUACUGGCCAAAGCCCAGCCAGGUGUACAGAGAAGGCAGCUCCAGCGGGGGCCGGCACCUGGCACCACAGGCCGGCCCCCCCCAAGACCGGUCUUGGAACCCAGAAGGGGCGUCCCCCCAGGGCGCGAUGGGUGUCCUUUUUCAGCUUUUCUCAAGCUACUUGCAUUCAGACAAGCUGAAGGUGUUGGGCCCUCUCAUCAUGGGUAUCGGCAUCUUCCUCUUCAUCUGCGCCAAUGCGGUGUUGCACGAGAAUCGCGACAAGAAGACCAAGAUCAUAAACCUGCGUGACCUCUACUCCACUGUCAUCGAUGCCCACAGCCUGCGGGCCAAGGACAGAGGCACCCCGGCCUCAGCCCCUCUCAAUGGCUUUGUCAAUUACAUGCAGUCCCGGGGCCUGGAGCUAAAGCCUGGCGCUGAAGGCCUGGGUGCUGCGGCCAUGCUGGCCAAGAGCUCCUGGCCACCAGGACUGGGUGUCUCCCUUUCACCGCCAGACCUGGCGUCCUCACCACGGCGUUCCUCCUUCUGCGCCCCACCACAGCCACCCAGCCUGGGAGGCUGUGGGACAAGGAAGCACAAGCUGGUUCUCAGGCGGCAGAGCACGAGCUGCUUGCCCGAUGCCAGGUGUCCCCUUUUCCCUGAGUCACUUCAGUCCCCAGCUGUCAGCAGGGGCCUGGACUCCAGCCUCUUGGUAGAGGCAUCUUCUAGCUUCUCCAAAUCUCUGGAUCUUGAGGGGUCCCCCCCCUCAACUCCUCCUGCUGUCACCAGGACAGACUCCCAGAGCUCCCAGUCUGAGCCUUCAAGCAGCAAUAAGGGCUACAGCCACCUGGAGGAGGCAGGCACCUCCUUGGAGUCAGUUGCCAACACCCCAGCCACUAAAAUCCAGGACUGUGAGGAGGAGCCAGUCGGAAAUUUGGACCCCCUCAAGGCCACCAGCAGAGAACAAACAGGGGUGCAAUCUCAGCAAACACAAAGACAGUACACAAAUAAAGAGAAACUCUUUAUGAUUUCUAGGUCGCACACUGCAUUAGGGCUGGAGGAUGGGGAACUGGAGAGUACCGACAUCUAGACAGAACAGAGAAGGCAAGGGGACAUCUUGCAACCCUCCACAGCUUCCCCCCUUCUCCACCUCAUUGUGGACUUAGGAAACCGAUCAAUAUCCAAAGAGCUGCAAUAUGUUACCCUUGAAAAUUGAAUUCUAUAAAUCCUGUAAAUGACUUCAGGAAGAAAAAGAAAAUCCUUUCUGUCCGAUCGUGAUUGUAUGUUCCAUGCAAGCCAAAUUGUAUUAAAUAUCCACAGUCGAGCAAGUUCUUUGGAUCAGAUUAAUACAAUUUCGGACAGUGUAUCUGUGCACUUUACUGUUUUUAUUUCCAAGUGCCCCUUCUUCUCCUCUGAUUUCUUUCUUGCUGAUUUGCCACUAACUGCUUGAAAACUGCAAGCACCUUUUUAAGCUCAAGAGCAACGUGGUCUUCAGAUCAAGAAAGCUGAGCUCUCUCUUUGUUUUGGUUCAAUUACUAAAAAGUUAGCAAGGCCUUAAGGAUGACGUACCUUGACAAAGAAUGAGUUUUUUUAAAUUCUGGGAAAAAAAUACAGUUUAGAAGAGACAGGAGCAGAACAGAGCUCUGAUGAUUUGAUUAAAACCAUUACAUUCCUGAAUCCAAAAUACCUACUACUACAUGAUACUUUAAUAAGUAUUAUUAAACAUGUAUUGACUAAUAGCAUUAGAAGAUUUUUUUUAAAAAUAAAACAUUUACAAACAAAACUACCACACA
Apaloderma vittatum (bar-tailed trogon) is the source of this 2224-nucleotide messenger RNA. RefSeq names its product transmembrane protein 200C-like. Bases 1 to 1521 code for a protein of 506 amino acids. The transcript is spliced from 6 exons. NCBI's taxonomy places the organism in Eukaryota, Metazoa, Chordata, Aves, Trogoniformes, Trogonidae. The record is from RefSeq and is a predicted model, not a curated record.